Patiria miniata (bat star) is the source of this 2583-nucleotide messenger RNA. Its product is annotated as cytochrome P450 2J6-like. The annotation marks the transcript as partial. The record is from RefSeq and is a predicted model, not a curated record. Gene Ontology annotation, molecular function: iron ion binding; oxidoreductase activity, acting on paired donors, with incorporation or reduction of molecular oxygen, reduced flavin or flavoprotein as one donor, and incorporation of one atom of oxygen; heme binding. Lineage: Eukaryota; Metazoa; Echinodermata; Asteroidea; Valvatida; Asterinidae. Gene Ontology annotation, cellular component: cytoplasm; intracellular membrane-bounded organelle. Gene Ontology annotation, biological process: xenobiotic metabolic process. The transcript has 4 exons.
ACAGGACGUUCGAAUUCACGCCGCUCUCUGUUCGGACGGUUAUUGUUAGAAUUCGUUUCAUACGAGAGCACACGUACAUGUACAUGUAUUGACACUUAUACAUCUUGCAAGUCCGCUGUUCCCUACGUCAUGGAUUUCCUGGACGUUCGCACCGUUCUGUUGGGCGUGUUUCUGCUCCUGGUUCUUCGCUGGUUGCUUGGCCGUCCCAAGAACCUUCCUCCAGGGCCCUGGGGAUUCCCACUUCUCGGUUCUGUCCCAGCCAUGGUCUGGUGUAUGCUUCGGGGGUUGGAGUUCCACCAUCAAUUCGAAAAGUACGCCGCUAAGUAUGGGCCCAUAUUUCGCAUCAAAAUCUUCAACAAGACGGUUGUGGUCUUGAACGACUACGCGUUGGUGAAGGAAGCGUUCCAACAUCCACAACUUAGCAACAGACCUAAAAGUCUCUUUACUGAGGUAUUAAAAUUGGAAGGGGUUGCUGCAUCUAAUGGCGAAGCAUGGCUCGAACUGCGUCGGUUCUGCCUCACUGUACUCCGGAGCUUUGGGGUCGGCAAGUCUUCAUUCGAGGAGCAGAUAGGCACUGAGGCUGAGGAAUUAAUGAAAGAACUCGCCGCAUUCAAAGGCAAGCCAUUCAAUCCCAAACCGUUCCUUGGCAACGCAGUGUCUAAUGUCAUCUGCUCCGUCAUCUUCGGAAAGCGCUACAAGUACGACGAUAAGGAGUUUAUGCAUCUCCUUGAUUUAAUGAGCCGUAACAUCAAGCUGGUGGGAGGUGGAGGUGCCAUCACAUUCAUACCAAGCUUACGAUAUCUGCCUUUUCUCCCCAUUCCUGAGCUUCUGUCAAAUUUUGAAGAACUUCUUAACUUUGCACGGAACGUUAUCGACACCCACCGCAAAACCUUCGACGCUGAUAAUUUGAAGGAUUUCACCGACGCGUAUCUAAUGGAAAUUCAACAGAAUUUAAGUAGAGAUAAAGAGGGUAUGCUUCCCAAUGGGAAACAUCUCAAAGCUUCGAAAUUCGGUCAUCUGGGUGAACGUAACAUCGUCGGUACUAUUUUGGAUCUCUUUGCGGCUGGUUCGGAGACUACGGCCACCACUCUCCAGUGGGCAGUCCUGUACAUGAUGGUAAACCCUGACGUCCAGAAGCGAGUCCAGGCAGAAAUCGACGACGUUGUGGGUCGCAACCGGAUGCCAAGAAUGGCCGAUAUUCCGGAGCUACACUUCACUCGAGCAGUAAUCUGGGAGAUCCAACGCCUGGCCAACAUCGUUCCCUUGGGCGUCCCACACGCCGCUGCUUCGGAUAUCUAUCUCCGAGGCUUCUUCAUCCCCAAGGAUGCCUUGCUUGUGCCAAACAUGUGGACUAUCUUUCGAGAUCCUAAGCAUUGGCCCGAGCCGGAGCAGUUCAAACCAGAAAGAUUUCUGAACGAAAAAGGCGUGGCUGUGAAACCAGAAGAGUUGAUACCGUUCAGCACUGGCAGGCGGAGCUGCAUCGGGGAACACCUGGCCAAGAUGGAACUGUUCCUCUUCUUCAGUUUCUUCAUGCACCAAUUCACCUUCAAGAAACCCCAAAAUUCUCCUCCGCUGGCGUUGAAGGGCAAGGGUGGCAUCACGCACUCCCCGCAGCCGUACGACCUGUGCGCCAUCUCACGAGAAGAUUUUGGAGGGUUUAGCGCUUGAAAAGCGACCAUCUUAUCUGUGCCCUUCCAAUGAAGAUGUGAAUUUUGAGUAUAUCUGAACGUGAACAUGAUUGGUAUGUUUGCUGUCAGAGCAACGGUCUGAAAUGUGAAUGGCCUAUAAUAUAAAAGGAGAAAAUACUUGCAUCUCCUCGCUUUGUAUAGACUUUGAAAUAUUCUGUUAGGCAAGAUUUAUUCUAGGCUAAUUCCACCGGCUGUACUAAAAUAAAUAGAUAGAAAGUAGAGCUUGUUUUUUUUUAAAUAAUAAAACGUCAUGGGCCUUCAAUGGAGUGAGUCAAAAAGAAAGUGACCUGCAUUAAUGAAUUUUUCUUUUUAAAAACUAUUAAAUUUGAUACAUACAUAGAACAUGUAUUAACGCGCAUGUUCUUCUACUCGUGAAAAAAACACAUGCAAUAUUGAUGCAUGCAAUCAGAAGUUAUGCAUGUUCUGCUAAAAGAACACAUUUUUUUUUUUACAUCUGUCAGUAGAUUGCUAAAUGCUUGGAAGCUAUUCAGCUGAGCGGGAACCAGAGAUUACACACAGGCAUUCAAAUACAAAUUGAGAUUUUAAUAAUUUGAGUCAAACUGAGACACUAUAUUUUUACUGUCAGAUUUUGAGAUUUGCGCUGUCACUAUUAAAGGAACAAGUCUUGUUCACAUGGGUCUCUUUCCCUUCGGAACUUUUCGUUUAUUCAUGGAGGUAUACCCCCAUGAUAUUCAUCAAUGCGUAUUGGUGAAUGUUCAGUGACAGACAGCUGGAUUGUGUUCUAUUACUUAAAAAUAGAGAUAACUUGACGUUAUUUAAAGUAUGCAAAUUACGUGGAAUUUCACAUUUACUACAAUUAGGCCUACAACCAAUCACAUGUACUCUGUCACUUUCUUUUGACUCGCCCUUUACAACGUACGCAUGUAGCGAUUAU